AUGGAAGAGGGUCGUAAGCUGUAUGGGAAUCUCGGGGUAGCUGAUCUCCCCCCCAUAACAGCAGGCAUCCUUCGUGCUAAUUGUCAAAUGGGCACUCAGUACAAAGUGGAGAAGACUGGCAGAAGUUCAUACCAUGUGAGCCGUGACACUGGAGCCAAGGAGGAGCGUGUGGUGGUAGAGGUUGCAAAGCCAGAGGAGGCGCAGUGCACGUGUAAUUACCAGAGAGAGUAUGGGCUGCCAUGCAUGCACAUGUAUGCGGUACUGCUCCACAUCAUCAAGCCGGCACGUGGCAACGAGUAUGGGGCGGGGAGGGCAGGAGCAGAGAGUGGGGCGGGGAGGGCAGGAGCAGAGAGUGGGGCGGGGAGGGCAGGAGCAGAGAGUGGGGCAUGGAGGGCAGGAGCAGAGAGUGGGGCAUGGAGGGCAGGAGCAGAGAGUGGGGCAUGGAGGGCAGGAGCAGCCGAGAUCGGGACAGGGAGGGGAGCAGCCGAGAUCGGGACAGGGAGGGGAGCAGCCGAGAUCGGGACAGGGGGAGGAGCAGCCGGGAGCGGGGCAGGGAGGGGAGGAGCAGCAGGGAGCGGGGCAGGGAGGGGAGGAGUACCAGGGAGCGGGGGGGGAAGGGGAGGAGUAGCAGGGAGCGGGGGGGGAAGGGGAGGAGUAGCAGGGAGCGGGGCAGGGAGGGGAGGAGUACCAGGGAGCGGGGGGGGAAGGGAAGGAGUAGCAGGGAGCGGGGGGGGAAGGGGAGGAGUAGCAGGGAGCGGGGCAAGGAGGGGAGGAGUAGCAGGGAGCGGGGCAGGGAGGGAAGGAGCAGCAGGGAGCGGGGCAGGGAGGGGAGGAGUACCAGGGAGCGGGGGGGAGAGGGAAGUAGCAGUGAGCGGGGCGAGGAGGGCAGGAGCAACAGGGAGCAGGGCGGGGAGGGGAGGAGCAUCAGGGAGUGGGGCAGGGAGGGGAGUCGAGAGUGCGGCAGGGAGGGGAGCUGCAGGGAGCGGGUCGGGGAGGGAAGGUGCUGUAGGGAGCGGUGGAGUGGCGGACUGA
This is a messenger RNA of Closterium sp. NIES-65, 1032 nucleotides long. NCBI's taxonomy places the organism in Eukaryota, Viridiplantae, Streptophyta, Zygnematophyceae, Desmidiales, Closteriaceae. The record is from the annotation of a GenBank genome assembly.